CCCCCCCCCGCCCCUUAAGGCGGAAGUAGAACUUCCUCGACAGUCGGUGAGAAGUGUGUCUGUCAAAAUAUUGUGUUCUGCUACUUCUGACAGUGACCGCUCGAGCUGCCGAAUACCUGCUCUAAGUGAUUGAAAUACAGAUCAGGGAUGGCACCAAAGAAAAGGGCUGCCUCAUCCACCAAAGCCAAUAAAGCGGGUGGAAAGAAGGUCAAGCAAGAGCCUGACACACCAAAGGAUGCCUUUACCUCUGCCAAAGAGGCUCUGAAGGCUGCAGGGCCAGAAGUUAAGGGCAAAAGGAAGGCGGAUGAGCACUGCUUGCUGUCAGAACAGCAGUCAGGAAGGGUGUAUGAAGAUUAUGAUUGCAUGCUGAAUCAGACCAACAUUGGAAAUAACAACAACAAGUUUUAUGUCAUUCAAGUGUUGUGUAUAGAUGACUCUUACUACUGCUGGACCAGAUGGGGGAGAGUGGGAGAAACGGGUCAGUCAAACCUAUCAGAACUCUCCAACAGCCCAGACAAAGCCAUCAAAGACUUUGAGAAGAAGUUCAAAGACAAGACGAAGAACAGCUGGAAGGAGCGGGACAACUUUCUGUCUCACCCGGGGAAGUACACCCUGAUAGAGGUAGAUGGAGACCAGGAUGCAGAGGUCAAGGUGGACUGUGUUGAUGGGAAGAUUGGCAAGGGCCCCAGAAACAUCCUCCCUUGCACCCUGGACAGCCCCACGCAGAAGCUCAUCCAGCUCAUCUUCAGCAAUGACAUGUUCAAAGAGGCCAUGGAGUGCAUGAACCUGGACAUAAAGAAGAUGCCUCUGGGAAAGCUGAGCAAGAUGCAGAUCGCUAAGGGCUUUGAGGUGCUGGAGGAGAUCGAGGGAGCCAUGAACGCCAGCAGACCCAAACUGGAGGAACUCUCCUCCAAGUUCUUCACCACCAUCCCACACAACUUUGGACGCACCAGGCCCCCAGUCAUCGACAGUUCUGAGAUCGUGGAGAAGAAGAAGGAGAUGCUUCUGGUGCUGGCUGAUAUAGAGAUAGCCCAGAACUUGAAGGCUGAGACUGAGAAGGCCCAGGAGCAAAUGGAGGUGGAGAAAGUAUCUCAUCCACUGGACCAAAACUAUCUGUCUCUCAGCUGCAAACUCGUUCUACUACAAAGAGAUUCACAGGAAUUCAAGGUCAUAGAGAAAUACCUGAAGGCCACUGCAUAUAGCCACAACCAGCCAAAGAUUAUAGAUGUCUGGGAGGUGGACAGAGAGACUGAGGCGGAGAGAUUCAGGGAGAACGACGGACUAGAGAACCGGCGUCUGCUGUGGCACGGUACCAAUGUGGCGGUGGUGGCAGCCAUCUUGAAGGGCGGCCUGCGGAUCAUGCCCCAGUCAGGGGGCCGUGUGGGCAGGGGCAUCUACUUUGCCUCGGAGAACAGCAAGUCAGCUGCAUACGUGCGUACAUCUAAAAACAGGGGGGUGAUGUUUCUGAACGAGGUGGCGCUGGGGAAGGAAAACACCAUCACUAUGGAUGACAGCUCCCUGAAGAAGGCUCCUUCUGGCUAUGACUGCGUGGUGGCUAGAGGACAGCUGGAACCAGACCCGUCUAAGGACAUCUUCCUGACUCUGGAUGGUAAGCAGGUGGCUGUGCCUCAGGGUGAGCCCAUUAAGCAGCCCCAGUACAAGGACAGCUGCUUCUCCAACAGCGAGUAUCUGGUCUACAAGGAGAACCAGUGUCGCAUCCGCUACCUGCUGGAGCUCAAGUUUUAACCGGAGAGGGGAAAGGCACCUAUGCCCUCUAGGAGAAAGAUGUCUCCUACUCUGUCUAAUUAGUAGAGUAUCAAGAGUAUUAUUCAAAUGAAGGUGGUUGUUGUUAGACAUCACUGUCACUGAGUACCAUAUUCAACCAAAGUUGUCUAUAAUGUAUCAGAUAUACUUCUCUGUGCCUUAUGCUUUACACAACAGGCUUUGAAGUCUUCCAUUGUCAGUUUUGGUUGCAAGUCGUUGGUGAUUCUACUCUUAACCGGAGUAUAAAUACUGCACUCUCACUUAAAAUUAUAAUCCUAAUUGUAAUUCUAUUAGUCUACAAUAUUUACUUUGAGCAGAUCAUAGUAUUGUGGAUUUUCAAUGUUAUUGUACUAUUUGGCCACUGAUUUCUGUUAUGGGAGGACUAUUCUCUUUACCUUUACUGGAUGUAGUGUGAAUACUGUACCUUUACUAAUAUGCAAUACAAUACCUACCUGUAUCUUUAUUCUGCAUUAUAUGUUUUCAUUUAGCUGUGAGUAUUUCCUACUCUGAAUAUACUUGUAUAAAGCUUUAUUUUCACUUACCUACUUUGUGAAAACAUCUCUCUUCAAUAACUGUUUGAAUGUUAGUGCAUGAAACAUAAUUCAAUACACUAGAUAGGCCUAGAUGCUGUAUUGGCAUGUAAUAAAAUGCACGAUUGAAGGAAUAACUGUAGACUUGAUCUGUAUGGUUUAGAAGUUUGAUUUGCAUGUGUUGUGCGUCUAUGAAAGAGACCAUGCGGCUUUGCAAAUCUAUAAUCCCAGUGCACUGUGUAUGUUAAUAUUCAUGUGUUACCUAGCAAGGCUCAAAGCUCCUGUGGUGAUGAUCAAUGCUCUUGUCUCAGUUUAUACAUUUUCCUGGGCCUGGGUCCAAAUUCACAAAGCGUCUCGAGUUGGAGUCGUGAUCUAGGAUCAGUUUUGCCUUUUAAAUCGUAAUGAAUAAUUUGAGGGUGAUCUGAUUCUGGAUCAGCACUCGAACUCUGAGACACUGUAAGACUAUGGGGCUGUUUAUUGCACACAGCAGCCGGUUGAGAGAAUGUCCUUCUGCCUCGUAACCAGGAGGUGUCACUAGUGAACAUCCAGGCUCAGACCACCUCUGAGCCUUUUUUCACCUGAUCUAUUUACUUGAAGGCUCAAUAAAAAAAUAACCCUCCUG
Salvelinus fontinalis (brook trout) is the source of this 2916-nucleotide messenger RNA. RefSeq names its product protein mono-ADP-ribosyltransferase PARP3-like. Bases 148 to 1746 code for a protein of 532 amino acids. The transcript is spliced from 11 exons. Gene Ontology annotation, molecular function: NAD+ poly-ADP-ribosyltransferase activity. Gene Ontology annotation, cellular component: site of double-strand break. NCBI's taxonomy places the organism in Eukaryota, Metazoa, Chordata, Actinopteri, Salmoniformes, Salmonidae. The record is from RefSeq and is a predicted model, not a curated record.